AAGGCAUUAUAGCUUAUUCACCAUAUCUGCAUAGCAAUGGAGAUAGAGAGAGUGCAAAUUCUAUCCCAUGGGGGGCUUGAGGAGCUACCUCCCCAAUUUGUCCGCCCCGCCCACGAACAGCCGCAAAACACCAAAGCCAUUGAAGGGGUCACUGUUCCUGUGAUUUCAUUGUCUCAGCCACAUGAUGCUCUCGUUGAUGAGGUCUUUAGGGCAAGUACUGAAUGGGGUUUCUUCCUCAUCACAGAUCAUGGCAUGCCAUCAUCUUUAAUCCAACGGUUACAAGAGGUAAGCCAGGAGUUCUUUGCUCUGCCACAGAAGGAUAAGGAGGCCUAUGCCAAUGAUCCUGCUAAUGGAAAAUUUGAAGGCUAUGGGACAAAGAUGACCAAAUCUCAUGAUGAAAAGCUUGAGUGGAUUGAUUAUUUUUUUCAUGUAAUGUCUCCUCCUUCUAGAGUAAAUUACGAGAUCUGGCCCAGAAAUCCUCCUUCUUAUAGGGAAGUCUGUGAAAAGUACAAGGAGGAAAUCCUGAGACUUACAGAUGAGCUACUAAAAUUGCUGUCAGAAGGGCUAGGCUUGGAAGAAAAAGUACUGAAAUCCCAUCUGGGUAGUGAAGAAAUAGAGCUGGAAAUGAAAAUCAACAUGUACCCACCAUGCCCACAGCCUCAACUGGCGUUGGGAGUUGAACCUCACACAGACAUGUCCGCUCUCACCAUUCUUGUUCCAAACGAUGUUCCAGGUCUUGAGGUGUGGAAAAAUGGCAACUGGGUUUCUGUUCAAUACCUUCCUGAUGCGCUCUUCGUUCACUUAGGAGAUCAGCUUCAGGUGCUUAGCAAUGGAAAAUAUGAGAGUGUUCUUCACAGAAGUCUGGUGAACAAAGAAAGAAUGCGAAUGUCAUGGGCAGUGUUCAUUGCACCUCCACAUCAGGCAUUGAUCGGACCUCUUCCAGAGCUCGUGGAUGAUGAGAAGAAUCCUGCCAAAUUUUCAACCAAAACGUUUGCGGAGUACCGUUACAGGAAAUUCAAUAAGCUUCCACAGUAAUUGCAAUAUUAUAUAAACUUACAAAUGUAACUGUAUUCUCAAUGUGCUUUCUAUGGAAAAUUAAUAUUAACCAUGGAUUAUGAUGGAACUCGAACACACAUGAUCAAUAUUUAUAGUAGAAUCAAUCAUCCCCACCCACAUAUCUUAUGGUUAUGUUCUAUGUCGUCUGUACUAAAUUUCUUUAGUUUCCUGCUUCCUUGGAAUUUUAAGCUUUGUCUGUACUUCGAUUUAAAUGAAUUAUCCAGUAGUGAAUGUACUUUGUACUAUGCUAUUAUUCAAUAUAUAUAUAUAUAUAUGGUUAAAAUCA
Messenger RNA from Manihot esculenta (cassava), 1342 nucleotides. Its product is annotated as flavonol synthase/flavanone 3-hydroxylase. Bases 37 to 1035 code for a protein of 332 amino acids. The record is from RefSeq and is a predicted model, not a curated record. Lineage: Eukaryota; Viridiplantae; Streptophyta; Magnoliopsida; Malpighiales; Euphorbiaceae. The transcript has 3 exons.